Molecule: messenger RNA, 1684 nt
Organism: Procambarus clarkii (red swamp crayfish)
Lineage: Eukaryota; Metazoa; Arthropoda; Malacostraca; Decapoda; Cambaridae
Source: RefSeq, a predicted model, not a curated record
AUAAUUUCCAAAAUAUGAUGGGCAGCGAACUUAGCAUCGUGACCGUUCCAUACUUCCCAUAUAUGGACUUCGAGCCAUGCAGAAAUAAUCCUGAAGGUUUGGUCAAGCUUAAGGACUCACUUGAUGUCAGGAUCCUUAGCACCUUGGUCAUUAAGCUAAACUUCACGUAUAAAAUACACGCUGAACCAUUACGCUCAUUUGGUGAGGAUAAGAAUGGCAAGUUUACGGGGAUGAUCGGAAAGCUGCAGCAGGAGGAGACUGACCUGAGUACCAUUGUUGCUCCUACAUCAGGACGCCUCAGGGUGGUCGACUUCCUUCGGACAUAUCCCUCCGACCCGCUUGCACUCACCUCCCUCAAACCAGCCCCACUGCCUGCGGAGCUCUCCCUGGUCAGGCCGUUUGAAGGAGAGCUGUGGGUGGCGCUGCUGGUGAGCGUGGGGGCGUGGGGCGUGAGCCUGUGGCUGCUGCAGCGGGCGUGGCAGUGGGUGGCUGGUGGGCGUCGGGUGGAGCUCACCACCGCCCUCCUGUAUGGCUGGGGCGCCCUCCUUAACGACCCUCCCAGAGACCCCUCCGUCAGUGUCUCUGGAAGAUUACUGGUGGGUUGGUGGUUGGUGUUCUGCCUCAUCAUCACCACAGGAUACAACUCCUCCCUUGUCGCUCACCUCACAGUUGAAGGGACGACGCGGCCUCUGGACACCUUCGAGGAUCUGGUUCAAAAGCCCUGGAAAUGGGCUGUCGAUCCUUGGCUCUACAAAGGAGCAACUCUGGAGUACUUUGCAAAACAUUCAUCUCCUGUAGUCAAGAAGAUAUAUAAUAACAUGGAGAUGCUGGAAGCGAAGGAGGCGCUGCAGAAGGUAAAGUCAGGCAGCUUCUCACUCAUCGACCACAAAAACUACAUACAGGUGUUGGUGGCCUCCUACUACACCGACUCAAAAGGCUACACUCCUUUCUACAUCAGCGACAAGGGAAUAACCGUAAUAGCAGUCUUUGGUUGGGGAGUCAGGAGAGGUGCACCAUUCUUGUCUAGCUUCCGUCAAGUGUUGUCCAGACUGGAAGAUGCUGGCAUAAUAGAUCACUGGACUCAGGAGGUAAUAACAAGGAGAGUGAGGGAGAACAGAGAGUCCCAGUCCUUGGACCCUCCAGGUAUUCAUGACUCAGCGCAGGGCCGCACGAAAGUGGUACUUGGACUACAUCAUCUACAGGGCGCCUUCUACCUGCUGCUACUUGGCGCUGGUAUUGCCUCCCUCACCCUACUGGGGGAGAACCUCACCAUCUGCUGCUCCUCGCCUUGGUAACACCCACCCCAGCGACCCUAGAACUCACACCAAGAAUGUUGGUGCUGGACCACGGCGUCACCUUCUUCACGCUGCAGUGGGAGACCCUCACACUGCUGACGAGACCCCUCACCCUACUGGGGAGAACCUUACCCUGCUGGCAAGACCCCUCACCCUGCUGGGGAGACCCUCACUCUGCUGAGGAGACCCCUGACCCUGCUGGGGAGACCCCUGACCCUGCUGGGGAGACCCUCACCCUGCUGGGGAGACCCUCACCCUGCUGGUAAGACCCCCUCACCCUGCUGCGGAGACCCUCACCCCUGCUGGGGGAGAACCUCACCCUGCUGGCAAGACCCCCUCACCCUGCUGCGGAGACCCUCACCCCUGCUGGGGGAGAACCUCACCCUCCU